Molecule: messenger RNA, 3186 nt
Organism: Nannospalax galili (Upper Galilee mountains blind mole rat)
Lineage: Eukaryota; Metazoa; Chordata; Mammalia; Rodentia; Spalacidae
Gene: Znf777
Product: zinc finger protein 777
Exons: 6
Coding region: 255-2765 (836 amino acids)
Biological process (GO): regulation of transcription by RNA polymerase II
Molecular function (GO): DNA-binding transcription factor activity, RNA polymerase II-specific; RNA polymerase II cis-regulatory region sequence-specific DNA binding
Source: RefSeq, a predicted model, not a curated record
ACAUGCACUCCGGGCUUGCUCUGGUGUGACGGCUUUCUGAGAUCCCUUUGUGAGCGCAGGUUUUGAAAGCCAACGACCCCGGGUUCUGGGUUUGAGCCGCGCAGGGAGCCGCGGGAGGAAGGCUGUCGGAGCCGCGCGACCCGCCUCCAGACCCAGCACGUCGCCGGGGCUGCGCGCUCCCGAAUCCGCGCCACCGCCUCCGGCCUGGCCCGAGGGCACCCGGGCGGCGAGGACCCCAGGUCCAGCAGCUAGUCAUGGAGAGCCAACGCUCAUCACCUCUGUCUUUCUCUACUCUUCCACAAGAAGAGACCUCGCAUCAGGCCCCUGCUGGACUCCCCCAAGAAACCGUGUUCCCAUCCUGCAUUCUUCCCCCGAAAGAAAUUCCUUCUUUGUCUCCCGCCACUCCCCGGCAAGGCUCGCUGCCCCAGACUGCCAGUGCUCCCAAGCAAGAGACUUCUGGCCAGAUGUCGCAUGUUCUCCAGAAGGGACCAUCACUCCUGUGUCCUGCUGCAGCUGCACAAGACUUACAUCACCAGGAGUCCCCAGCUUCCCAGGAAGAAUCCCAUUACCCUCCCUCUGCUGCUGAGCAGGAAAUCCCCCUUCUCUCCCACUCCACCCACCAUCAGGAAGCUCCACUCCACUCUCCUGAAGUUCCUGAGAAAGACUCGGUGACUCUUUCCCCAACAGUUCCUGAGACUGACAUGGACCCCCUCCUCCAGAGCCCUACUUCCCAAAAAGACACUCCUUUCCAUUCCUCUUCUACAGCCCAGAAGGAACAGCCACUGCCCACCGCAGAGAUCACUCGCUUGGCUGUGUGGGCUGCCGUCCAAGCAGUGGAGAGGAAACUGGAGGCCCAGGCUAUGAGGUUACUGACCCUGGAGAGCAGGACAGGGACAAAUGAAAAAAAGAUAGCCGACUGUGAGAAGACAGCCGUGGAGUUUGCAAACCAUCUGGAGAGCAAGUGGGUUGUGCUGGGGACCUUACUUCAGGAGUAUGGACUGCUGCAGAGGCGGCUGGAGAACAUGGAGAAUCUGCUGAAAAACAGAAAUUUCUGGAUCCUGCGACUGCCCCCAGGCAGCAAUGGAGAAGUUCCCAAGGUCCCUGUCACGUUCGAUGAUGUCGCCGUCCAUUUCUCAGAGCAGGAAUGGGGAAACCUUUCUGAGUGGCAGAAAGAACUCUACAAGAAUGUGAUGAGGGGCAACUACGAGUCUCUGGUUUCCAUGGACUAUGCAAUAUCCAAACCAGACCUCAUGUCACAGAUGGAGCGUGGGGAGAGGCCAGCCAUGCAGGAACAGGAGGACUCUGAGGAAGGUGAAACACCCACAGACCCCAGUGCUGCGCACGAUGGCAUUGUGAUUAAGAUCGAGGUACAGACCAAUGACGAGGGCUCAGAAAGUCUGGAGACACCAGAGCCCCUGAUGGGCCAAGUAGAAGAACAUGGUUUUCAGGACUCAGAGCUGGGCGACCCCUGUGGAGAGCAGCCAGACCUGGACAUGCAGGAACAGAACACGCUGGAGGAGUCCACUGAAGGGUCCAGUGAGUUCAGUGAGCUCAAGCAGAUGCUGGUGCAGCAGAGAAACUGCACAGAGGGGAUCGUGAUAAAAACUGAGGAGCAGGAGGAGGAAGAGGAGGAAGAGGAAGACGACGAGCUGCCACAGCAUUUGCAGUCCCUCGGACAGCUGUCCGGGCGAUAUGAGGCCAGUAUGUACCAGACCCCCCUACCGGGUGAGAUGUCCCCUGAAGGCGAGGAAAGCCCCCCGCCCCUGCAGCUGGGCAACCCAGCAGUGAAGAGGCUGGCGCCCAGCACUCAUGGCCAUGGCCAUGGGCAUGGGCAUGGCGAGCGGCACCUGGGCGAGAACCGCGGGACCUCAAGCCAGCAACAGCGGAACCGGCGUGGCGAGCGGCCCUUCACCUGCAUGGAGUGCGGCAAGAGCUUCCGGCUGAAGAUAAACCUCAUCAUCCACCAGCGCAACCACAUCAAGGAGGGGCCCUACGAGUGCGCCGAGUGCGAGAUCAGCUUCCGCCACAAGCAGCAGCUCACGCUGCACCAGCGCAUCCAUAGGGUGCGCGGCGGCUACGCCUCCCCCGAGCGCGGCUCAGCAUUUAACCCCAAGCACUCGCUCAAGCCGCGUCCCAAGUCACCCAGCUCGGGCAGCGGUGGCGGCCCUAAGCCUUACAAGUGCCCCGAGUGUGACAGCAGCUUCAGCCACAAGUCAAGCCUGACCAAGCACCAGAUAACACACACGGGCGAGAGGCCCUACACGUGCCCUGAGUGCAAGAAGAGCUUCCGCUUGCACAUCAGCCUGGUGAUCCACCAGCGUGUGCACGCGGGCAAGCACGAGGUGUCCUUCAUCUGCAGCCUGUGCGGCAAGAGCUUCAGCCGCCCGUCGCACCUGCUUCGCCACCAGCGGACUCACACCGGCGAGCGGCCCUUCAAGUGCCCGGAGUGCGAGAAGAGCUUCAGCGAGAAGUCCAAACUCACCAACCACUGCCGCGUGCACUCGCGCGAGCGGCCACACGCCUGCCCCGAGUGCGGCAAGAGCUUCAUCCGCAAGCACCACCUGCUGGAGCACCGGCGCAUCCACACGGGCGAGCGGCCCUACCACUGCGCCGAGUGCGGCAAGCGCUUCACGCAGAAGCACCACCUGCUGGAGCACCAGCGCGCGCACACCGGCGAGCGGCCCUACCCCUGCACGCACUGCGCCAAGUGCUUCCGCUACAAGCAGUCGCUCAAGUACCACCUGCGGACCCACACGGGCGAGUGAGCGCGCCCUGCCCCCGCCCGGCCGAAUGCCAGGCCAGGUGGGAGGUCCGGAGACCCCCACGGACUGGUGUCUCGGCUGCCACCGAGUCCAGCUGGCGGGGGCGGGGCGCCCCAAGCCCUUCUGCUGUGAACCCUCCUCCCCUUCCGUUCCUCCUCCCCAGGACUUGGGGUAGAGAGACCAGGUUGCUUGUUGCCUGCUUCCCCUGGGCCCCAGGGGGGAGAGCUUGGGCCUGGGGAACCCUUUCAGGCUGUUAAUUUCCUUGACAAUAAAAUGGAUGAAACCAAUCUGCAUGGGGGCAGUGAUUUGGCUGCCGGCCACUCGCAGGCGCUGAGCAGGGCCGUUUAGUUGGGGCUAGAACUUUAUAAUUACCUUUUGGAUACUGUGGUUCUAUUUGAUAAUAAUAGAGUAAUUUUGAAAAGAC